Messenger RNA from Rhipicephalus microplus (southern cattle tick), 2842 nucleotides. RefSeq lists its product as uncharacterized. NCBI's taxonomy places the organism in Eukaryota, Metazoa, Arthropoda, Arachnida, Ixodida, Ixodidae. The record is from RefSeq and is a predicted model, not a curated record.
GCUGUCUUUCUUCUCAUGCAGCAGCCAUUUAAAUGGCGGCGGUGGUAGUAGUUAGAAGAUGAGAAAACGCACCUAAUUUCUGCAAUCCGGUCGGGAGCACGGCGCCGUGCCUAAAUAGAGGAGGCGUUUGGCUUGCAAAAGUUGAGAGCCGCUCUUGCUGACGUCACAGAGAUAGCCGCUCUCGCCUAGUAACGUUGGUGCGGAGUGAGUGUGCGGCUAGCGCGUGUAACGGCAGCCGAAGAGGAGGUGGAAGUGAGCUUUCGUUUUUAUCUUCAGCGUGGGUGUACGCCACAGAUUCAAGGUUGUACGCUCUACUACUCGGCAGCCUUGAAGUUCGCGUUAUCGUCGAAGCCAAUUUUUAAGCGCGACCGGGAUUAUCCCCCGUCAGUUGCAGCUCGCCAUCCUCAACGACAAGAAGCUGAGCAAGCAGGAAACCAUGGCGACCUACACAUUCCGGCAAGAACCGUUGACCACUUGCCCAUACAACCCAGCCCAUCAGGUCAAACGUGGACGACUGCAGAUCCACAUCACGAAAUGUCGAAAGGCGCAUCAGGACAAAGACAUGAAGCAGUGUCCCUUCUCAGCUGAGCACGUGGUGCCCGCUAGUCAGCUCAUGCACCACAUCUAUACGUGUCCACUGAACACAACCGUGGAGCGCUUCCUCACAGCUACGGAAAAGGACAAGCCAACAGGUGAUGUGACCAUGCCGCCGGCUGCCCCAGAUUUUAUAACUGAAGAGAACUGGGACGAAGAAGCCAGCGGUUCGGCCAGCCUAGAAGACAAAAUUCCUAAGCCGGCUGUGGCUCCAGUCUUCAUCAGCGUUCAGCCGAUGGCACCAGCCCAAAGGCGGCACUACUAUGCCUCUCUGUCCAGCAAGUCCAAUGAACUGCUGCCAGGUGACAUGACGCCAAAGGUCUUGCCAACAGCCAAGACUGUAGAAGAGAACGAAGAGGAACUUUUGGACUUGCCGCCAAUGCCAAAAACAGAAUCCAAGGUACUCUUGCAUCUGCCGAUGGAGGCCUUGCACAGGAAGCAAGCUGCAGUGGCUGCUGACGAGAGUGACAGUGAGGACGAAUCUGACCGGCAGUUCAAGAGCAAAGUCUACCACAUGGGACUGGGCCGUGGUUAUGCUUCUGCAGCUGCUGCCAAAGCUAGAGCUCAGCAGAAGACAGAGGAAGAGGCUGAGGCAGAGAUUCAAGCUCGGAUGAGGCUCAUGGGACUCGGACGUGGCAAGCCCCUCCCCCACAACUAGCAAGUGAUUUCCAAGAUGCCUUGAGCAGCGACUGUGCCUGGCACCCUGGACAGGCGAUGGGAGCUAGGCUCUGUCGAGCAGACGACAUGCACUGGCGUAUAAUGUGGAAGUUUUUUUUUAACAAGCAACAUCAUUUGAUGGGACAAGCAUCAGUCAUUCAUCGUCUAGCAUAUUUUUAGUAGUCACGGCAAGAGAUACCUGCAGAAUGUGUGAUAGUACAUCCGCAGUACAUUCAUGUGCAGCCACGAGCUGUUGUGACAUACGCAUGGCAUAGCCCCAUUCAUCCUGUUGUUCAUUCAUAAGUCAUUUUUCAAAGCCUUGUGUUGUCUUUGUAAAAUGUUCUGUUCAUGUGUGAUGUGGCCAAGUCUCAAGUGCCUAAUAAAGAGUUUUGUCACCAUGCAAUGCAGAAAUUUGAUGUGAAACACGCUAAGAAAAGUGUACUCCGGCACCGGACCAUGAAACCUGCUUUGUCAACUUGUGCCUACGUAUGUGGAUUCGUUUUAACAUUGCCAAAACUGAAGUUCUAAUGCUUUUCGAGACGUGUCAACUUAGUUUGCCGCUCUAUACAUGGAGGCUAUUAAACAAUUUGAAUAGGGAUUCAGAAAUUUGAACGAAUGCGUUAAACUUGUGUACUAUUUUGCACCUCUAAAGAGAUUUAAUGCAGCUUCUCAAAUGUACAGCCAAACAGGAAGAUGCCAGUUUUAUAAGUAAAUAAUGCUUUUACCGCUGGAAAUUUCUGGUGACAGUCAUUUCCAAUAAUGGCAGUUACAGAUGUCUUUAUAAAGUGUUUUAAAUGUGUAGUACUUGCUGUUGUAAAACGACGAUUGAGUACUACCGUGUAGCUAAUGCAUCGUAGCACUUGUUGCUUUUUGCUCGACUUGUCUAUUGUCCGGGUUAGCUCAUCAAAUGCCACGUUGUGGAGGCUUUCAAGAAGUUUGGUGAGCAAAAUAUUGAUUCGUACAUCUCAUGGUAGGUUUUUGUCAUUUUAAACAUUUUUGCGAGCCUCUGCACAGCGCAUUGGGGUGGCCUUGAAAACAAAAUACUGGAGAAUGAAAACAUUGCUCAGUGGUCGAACCGUAUACUGACAACCAUGUAAUGGGUUUAGUUUAUUUGCAAGGUUCAGAAGAUGCUCCCUUACCACUUUGCAAACAAAAAUCUCUUCUGGCUGGUACGAAAAAUUCGAACUGAUUGCACCUUCUGCCAGAAGUCUGGCUAUCCUCCAGUGUUGCCCCUGAUGUGAGAGUAUAGCGCAUGAAGUUUUUAGGCACAAAAAAUGAAGCAUAUAGAGCUUGUCAAGUCUGUGUACGACUGCAAAAUCUUCCCACCAGAAAGUGGUGCCAGUUCUAUAGGUCGGCAAAAAUUGAGCUCAGCGCCGGCAGUGUUCGAAGAGCUUCAGGACUGUACUAGUUCAUUUUCUUAAGAUUAUGCGCCCAAAGCGAACAUUAAAAAUCAUUCUGGAACCGAGGUGGCUUCUCAGUUGAUAGACAGCGGACACUGCGUUUGCUGCCAUCAGUGCCAGUGUGUAUCUUUGUAAUCUUACGGUCAAUUUUGCAGCCAUAAGCUUGGCCGAAUAAAGAGUUACUUCUUUGA